Molecule: messenger RNA, 930 nt
Organism: Clonostachys rhizophaga
Lineage: Eukaryota; Fungi; Ascomycota; Sordariomycetes; Hypocreales; Bionectriaceae
Source: the annotation of a GenBank genome assembly
AUGGCCUCCAAUCUGGAUAUCGUUGAUGAUGCCGACGGCUUCCCCUAUGAAGAUGCAACAUCACAGGGCCUCUACCUCUUUCGUGUAGCGGGCCUUUCAACGACGUUGGGAUAUAUCCUACCUUUUGUCUUACGCAUCCUUAGGGAUUUUCCAGGAUGGAGCGUUGACGAAGAACAGCGGACUGUAGUGCUUGAAAGUGGCCAGACUGUCGAAGAGCGCAGCGCUGCCAUUCGCACGACGAUUCUAGCAAUGUACGAAAAAGGAUGUUUCUCGAUCCUGAAAGGCUGGCGCGACGAGACCUUUCCAGUGUUCGGCGCCAACCAUGAGGUUGUUCUUCACAUUGAGCGUUGCGCUUGCCCCUUGUUCGGGGUCGUCACAUACGGCGUUCAUGUUAUUGCGUAUGUUCCCGCACCGGCUGAUGACGGUGCGAUGAAAAUCUGGAUCUCGCGGCGAGCACGGUCGAAGCAGACAUUCGGUGGGAUGUUGGAUAGCACUGCAGCUGGCGGUGUGGCAUCUGGCGAGACACCACUGAGCACAGUUCUCCACGAGUGCGGCGAGGAAGCUUCACUGCCAUCUGAUCUUGUACGCAGGGACGCGAAAGCAAUUGGGGCCAUCACACACUUCUAUGUUCGCGAUCGGCGGUCGGGAGGGGAGGUGGGAUUAUUACAGCCGGAAUGCCAGUACGUCUACGAGCUUCCGGUGCCAGCUGAUUUGGUAUGCAAGCCAAAUGAUAACGAGGUAGAGGCAUUCCAGCUUCUUACUGUCGGCGAUAUUAUGGCAGCGCUGGCCAGGAGAGAGUUCAAGCCCAACUCCGCUCUAGUGAUGCUCGACUUCAUGAUUAGGCAUGGAGUCGUGACCAGUGAGAACGAGAAGGACUACCUGGAGAUCAUGGCACGGCUUCAUAGACGACUAGAGUUUCCACUGAGGUAA